UUAAACUUUUAAAGAAGAAGGGGAAAUACUCUCUCUGUAUUAUGUCACUCCACUGCAGGUGGCGCCCGAUUGUUGCACGGCGAGAAUUUUCCAAAGUUUCAAUUUUUUCGCUCUCUGAAGAACGGUUUGUCAUUUUCUCCACCGUGCUCGGCGUGAGUGCGUAAGCCGCUAAGCUUCAUCGACCGAUUUCCACCUAUUUAUAGUAAUGGAGCGUCCUUCGAACGAGAGAAGAUUAUCCCGAGCAGGAAAACGCGAAUUGAGAAUCGGAGGCUAUGGCGAGCUCUGAUGAAAAGCCGGUGAGCGUCAGUGAGAUCGAGGAAUGCGUGGAGGAUGAGGGUGGACUGGAGCGGAAGGGGGAGCCGGAGAAGGAGAGCGGAGGCGGGGUCGGGAGCGAGGAGACGCGGGAUGGUCGUGACGGCGGAAGCCCAGGAGCAGACGAUCCGGCGUCGUUUAAGUCUGUCUUCAGGGCUUCUUCACUUGUUCACUCUGAAGUGAAGGAGAGCCCUCUCAGCUCCGAUGCCAUUUUCCAGCAGCCUACUACAGUGAGCCAUGCAGGUCUCAUCAAUCUGUGUAUUAUUGUACUUAUUGCUUUUAACAGCAGGCUGAUUGUUGAGAAUCUCAUGAAGUAUGGACUGUUGAUCAAGUUGGGCUUUUUAAAAUCUUUGACGGAUUGGCCGCUUCUAAUGUGCGGCCUCAGCCUCCCGCUUUUUCCAAUUGCUGCUUUUCUUGUUGAAAAGCUAGUCCAUAGGAAGUACAUAAGUGAUCCAGUUGCAGUAACUUUACAUAUAAUACUUACAAGUGCUAUCCUUAUAUUUCCGGUUCUUGUCAUUCUAAGGUCUGAUUCUGCUAUUUUACCGGGUUUGGGAUUGAUGCUUCUUGCAUGCACCAUAUGGCUAAAGUUGGUUUCUUAUGCACAUGCAAACUAUGAUAUGAGAGCAAUCACAAAGUCUUGUCAUGAGGCUGAAUUUCCGUACAUGGAUUGCCUUUAUGAGGUUCGCUUCAAAAGCUUAAUAUACUUCAUGGUUGCUCCAACGUUAUGUUAUCAGCUGAUAUAUCCUCGCAAUGCAUGCAUUCGUAAGGGCUGGUUGGCCAACCAAUUUUGCAAGUUGAUUAUGUUUACAGGACUGAUGAUAUUUAUCAUAGAACAGUAUAUCAACCCUACUGUGCGGAACUCACAACACCCCUUUAAGGGAAACCUUUUAUAUGCCAUUGAAAGGGUCUUGAAGCUUUCAGUUCCUACCUUAUAUGUCUGGCUCUGCCUAUUCUAUUGCUUCUUUCAUCUUUGGCUAAAUAUACUUGCAGAGCUCCUGCGGUUUGGUGAUCGUGAGUUUUACAAAGAUUGGUGGAAUGCCAGAACAAUUGAUGAGUACUGGAGGAAGUGGAAUAUGCCUGUUCAUAAGUGGAUUGUUCGCCAUAUAUAUUUUCCCUGCAUAAGGAAUGGCUUGCCAAAGAGCAUAGCGGUUUUGAUUUCCUUUCUUCUAUCUGCUGUUUUCCAUGAGCUCUGUAUAGCCGUUCCCUGUCAUAUCUUCAGGUGUUGGGCAUUUCUUGGAAUUAUGUUUCAGGUUCCCCUAGUCGUGCUGACUAAUUACUUGCGAGACAGAUUCGGAAGUUCAGUGGUGGGGAACAUAAUAUUUUGGUGCUUCUUCAGCAUAUAUGGUCAGCCCAUGUGUCUGCUGCUUUAUUACCAUGACCGCAUGACAGCUAGCAAAAACUGAGUGUAUUAGUAGUAAAAUUUGUAGCGGUAGGGGAGACAUCUCCCCCCUCCCCCCCCCCUGUAAAUCAGUCUGUCAACCCUCUGAACUAUAUAUGCUUGGCAUAAGAGGGGUUCUAUUGUUGUUCCAUCUGUUGUAUUAUUGGCUCACAAUAGUGGGCGCUCUUCCUUUGUAUUUCGGCUCGCUUUUCGUCUGUGUGGGCGGGUCGGUCUGUAUUUGGGCUCGCUUCCAUCUAUAUGGGCGGGUGGUCUGUAUUCUGGAUUGGAUUAAUGU
Messenger RNA from Cuscuta campestris, 1985 nucleotides. Lineage: Eukaryota; Viridiplantae; Streptophyta; Magnoliopsida; Solanales; Convolvulaceae. The record is from the annotation of a GenBank genome assembly.